AUGGCUUUCAAGAGCAGGCUUUUUAAAAUUUUGAAGAGGAAGUUUGAUGACGGUGUCGUCGACUCGCCUCUAAGCUUCAAGUACGUCAACCAACUUCUGUUCAUCAUGAGUUCCAUGGGCUCAUGGCCCCACAAACAGUUCGGUCGCCACAAACUCCAUACUGCUCUAUCGCUGUAUAAUAUCCUACUUCAAGGCGUCUGUGCUUUGAUGUUCGUUUUUGGGUUGCUAUAUUGGAAUCAGAGGAGGGAAAAUAUGUCGUUUUUCGAUUCAGGGCACAUAUUUAUGUGUAUGCUUUUUGAUCUUUUGGUUUUGCUAAGAUUAGUGGUGGCUCGGACGAUAAAAUAUCAAGAAAUUAUUAAGGACUUUUUGCUUGAGUUUCACCUGUUCUACUUCAAACAUCGAUCUUCAUAUGCUGCAAAGGUACACGCGCAGAUUCAUACCAUAUCAGGAAUGUUCAGUUUUUAUGUCAUAUGUCAAAUGGCCAGUGGUGCAUCAUUAUUCGUGUUGAAGCCUUUGUACAACAACUACAAUAAUGGCAUGUAUGGCAAAAACAGGCCAGAUAAUAACACCUUCGAAAAUUCAGCCUAUUACUACCUACCUGAUGCUUGUUACACGACUGUAAAAGGUUACUGGAUAUUAUUCGCUUUCAAUUGUUUCACAUCUUACAUCGUGUGUGUUGGUCUCUUCGAGUUUGACCUUCUAAUUAGUUUGAUGGUGUUCCAAAUUUGGGGCCACCUUAAAAUUUUAAGACAUAGUAUGUUAACUAUGCCUCCGCCGGAAAACAGCAAAAACGGCAUGUUUUCAGCAGAAGAGAAUAUCAAAAUCAGAGCAUUGUUGAGGGAAAUUUAUGAACAUCACAACUUGAUUAUAAAAUUCGUGAACAAGUGUUCCAACGCAUUCAGCGAGUACCUGUUCACAUUCUACAUGUUCAUGCAGUUCAUCACAUGCAUCUUGCUGCUGGAAGUAUCUUCGUUCACAGGAGACGCGCUGGCUAAGUACGCCCCCUUGACCAUUGGAAUGAAUCAGCAGUUAAUGCAAGUGUCUAUACUUUUUGAAAUGUUAAAUACAAAGAGCGAGCAACUGAUCGAUGCCGUAUAUGCCAUACCAUGGGAACAAAUGGAUAAGAGGAACAGAAAAUCAGUUUUGUUCAUGAUACGCAGGAUCCAAACCCCUGUCAGUUUGAAGGCUGGUGGAAUAGUUCCUGUGGGAGUCAGAACUAUGACGGCGGUUCUGAAGGGUUCGGUCACAUACUACAUGAUGCUGAAAGCUUUUGCUGCUGAACGCUAAAUCUGGUAAGAGAAGUGGGGGAA
Molecule: messenger RNA, 1310 nt
Organism: Cydia strobilella
Lineage: Eukaryota; Metazoa; Arthropoda; Insecta; Lepidoptera; Tortricidae
Product: odorant receptor 33a-like
Exons: 8
Coding region: 1-1287 (428 amino acids)
Biological process (GO): detection of chemical stimulus involved in sensory perception of smell; sensory perception of smell
Cellular component (GO): plasma membrane
Molecular function (GO): odorant binding; olfactory receptor activity
Source: RefSeq, a predicted model, not a curated record